Molecule: messenger RNA, 2819 nt
Organism: Blastomyces dermatitidis ER-3
Lineage: Eukaryota; Fungi; Ascomycota; Eurotiomycetes; Onygenales; Ajellomycetaceae
Product: histone-lysine N-methyltransferase, H3 lysine-79 specific
Exons: 2
Coding region: 311-1909 (532 amino acids)
Biological process (GO): regulation of transcription regulatory region DNA binding; DNA repair; DNA damage checkpoint signaling
Cellular component (GO): nucleus; nucleosome
Molecular function (GO): histone H3K79 methyltransferase activity; histone binding
Source: RefSeq, a predicted model, not a curated record
CGUUGAGCCGCCUUUGACAAACUACUCCGUUACUGCGUAUGCGUACAUCCGCAGCUCUUUAUAAGUGCCACUUCCAACAAACAUCACCAGUCUUAUGAAUAUCGUACGAUCAUUUAUAUUAUUAACAGUUUACCAACCCCUCUCUUUUAUUAUUCUUCCUCUCUCUUACCGCUCUGUAUUAUUUCAUUAAGGCCUCUUAUUCGUUCACCCGUGUGUCUUAAGCCGUCGGGUGUCAACAAGGAAGCGAAGUAGACCACCGAUCGAUCACACUGUAUUUGGGCUAGACGCAAAAUUUUUCCAUAAGAAGGGCAUGGGUUUUUUCGACCACCUCCAGAAGAAGGGAAGCAUAGUGAUUCAGCCCAAGCGGCCGCAGAUCCGAAAAGUCGAAGCAGUAACCACACCCGCCAAACAUGCCCCUUCAAGAGCCGCAUCAGUCACAUCGGACUUUUCAGCCUCCAGACCAACUCCUCACUCUCACGCUCACCCCCGCCGUGACCGCGAUCGCCUUCUCACAUCCAGCAGACGCUCAUCCAGUUCUAUCCGCGCAAGUUCCAUAGCGAGCGAUCCCACCCCAUCCCGACACCAUGAACCCACCCGGCGUCUAAAAGCAAAGUCCGUACCCCGAAAGCGGCCAUCGCCUGUCCAAAGGUUAUCGAGUAGCAGCGACGAGAGCGAUACGGAUGCGGCUUUCUUUGAAGUUCGCAAGCGGGCGAAGGUUAGUGCCAGUGCGGGGCCAGAUAAAGAGCGCCGGGUUCGGUCCACGGCUGCGUUUGUGGAAAAUGCGGGGGAACAAACGGUCACCAUAGUAAACGCGGCUGAUAUCACAUCUGUGGAUAAACCUGCGGAGUUUAUCAGAGCGUUUGAGGAUGGGGGUGAUGCUGGGGCUGCAGAGCCGGUUACAGUUCGGUUGCAGUAUCCCGGCGCUUCCCAGGGUGAAAAAUACCAACUUGUCGUACCUCGGGAGAAAGAAGGCUUCAAACCCUUGGAUGACAUAGUCCACCUGGUCAACAUAGUGUCACAAAAUUAUAUACCUGAGGAAUAUGCCCACCUUUUUAACGACGAGGCCACUGGCAUUAAUCGCCGCUUCAGACGCGCCCUGGCGCACGCCUCUCAAUCAGAAUUCAUGGAAGCAAUCGACGAAUAUAAUAAUACCAUCACCCGGCUCCGAGCUGACGGCUCCAUCGCGAAACACCUCGAUACCAUACACAGCCUGCCGCUCCCCUUAGUCGAACGGAUCCUGAACCAAAUAUACGCCCGCACCGUUUCCCCACGCGUAGAGUCCCUCCGCCGGUACGAAAAUGGCACAGACAACGUUUACGGCGAGCUCCUCCCCCGCUUCAUCUCCGAGAUCUUCAAGCAAACCAAACUAAAAUCCAACCAGGUAUUCGUCGACCUAGGCUCUGGGGUUGGCAACGUCGUCUUACAGGCAGCGUUGGAAAUCGGCUGCGAGAGCUGGGGCUGCGAAAUGAUGCAGAACGCCUGCGACCUCGCGGAGCUGCAGGGGCGCGAAUUCGAAGCACGCUGUCGGCUCUGGGGGCUUGCCCCGGGCACCGUCCGGCUUAUCCGCGGCUGCUUCCUGUCGCAAGAAAGCAUCAUUAAGGCGCUGCAGCGGGCCGAUGUCGUGCUCAUUAAUAACCAGGCGUUCACGCCGGAGCUGAACAACUCGAUCAUCAACCACUUCCUGGAUAUGAAGGAAGGGUGUCAGAUUGUGUCGCUCAAGUCGUUUGUACCCGCGGGACAUCGGAUUCAGGCGCGGAAUUUGAAUUCGCCGGUUAAUUUGUUGUCGGUCAGACAGAAGGAUUACUGGUCUGAUAGUGUUAGCUGGACGCAUGCGGGGGGCACGUAUUUUAUUGCGACCAAGGAUAGUUCGAGGUUGAAGGCUUUUGCGGAGGGGAUGUUGAAUGAGUGAAGAACAUUUGGAUAUCCUGUUCCUUUUGUUUAUGCUUUUCUUUUGAUUCCCCCCACUCCCCUUCUUUUUUUUUUUUUUUGGAUGGAGGCUCGCCUUCUCGUUGGCUGGGAAGAAUGCUUUUGGAAACGCUACGAUCACAUUUUCUGAGGCGUUGGAUUUUCUUUCUUCCCCCGGCUCUCCUAUUAGAUAUUUUGGGUUAGAGUUGGCUGUGGGAAAUUAGAUGCACAAAUCGACGGCAAAUUGGUUUAAAGGUUGGAAUUCCGGCACGUACCUUGGCUUUUUUGUCGGGUUUUUUUUCAUGAUGAUACCUUGGUGGGUUUCUUCACCCAUUUUUCCUUCUCGGUUUUUUUUUUUUUUUUUUUUUUUUUUUCCUUUUCCUUUCUGCUUUUUUUUUUUUUUUUUUUUUUUUUUUUUUUCCUUUUCCUUUCUGCUUUUUACUCUUUUUGGGUCCCCUAUUCUUUCAUGAUAGACGCUGCGAUACCCUUCCUUCUCGUUCCAUUUUUUUGGGGGGGAUUUUGAAAUAUCCAUUUGACGAGCGGCAAAAAGGCUGGCCUAUUCGAUUAGAUGACGUGUGUGACCAGCGCUACUUUCUGCUAUGCGAUGGUAUCCCGUCUAGUCAAAUAGUGUGAUUGCGGGACUGUAAUGAUUCUUCUUUCUGGGUAGUUUUUUAUUUAGAGCGAAUCUUCCUAUCCCAAAAAUUCAAAAUUCAAUUAUGUAUCUCUAAUAUAUUAUGAUAUACCAGAUAAUGCGCCUGCAUGAUCCCCUCUCAAAAAGGAAAAAGCCUCAAUAUCAAUUCCGUGAAAUAGACCCCCAUCCAAGAGCUAAAAAGAAAAAGAAAAACGCCGUGCCCAUCGAUCUGCUUGAUCGAUCCGAUUUCAUCAGCUCGUGGAGCAUCAAGAAAACACCCUCU